AUGUCUACUACCACUGCUGUGAGACAGAGUCUAAGAGCAAUUCCAACCCAGUUGCGGUACACUCGACCGUUUCAAGGCUCGGGUGGCUGCCUCUACCAUAUCACUGACGUCCAGGCUUUGGUGGGCGCGGUGCAUACGGACUUUUACGACAAAGCUCGGGAGCGUAUGUUUGCUAGAGCUCCUGAGCUGAUACACUUCAUGCCAGCGAUGCGACCGGGGGAGUUGGGAUUGGUCUCUCAUCACUUUGCCAAGAUGGGCUACAGACAGGAAAGUUUCUGGAAAGAAGUCUCUCGUGUGGUUUUGGAGUAUGGCAUGGUAGACCCUGUGGCGUGGGAUGUUGCUUGUGUUGUAAACGCCUUCGCGACUAUCGACUACUAUGAUGAGAAAUGCAUACUAUUCCUAGCAGAUCAGCUGCUCACUGUGGUUGGCACUAUAGACCAUAUCACAAUAUCAGUGCUGUUGCAUGGCUUGGGCAGGCUCAACGAGCCCAGGAAAGUUGGAGAGCACCGAGGGAGAGCAUCAACCCGGCUGCCCAAGAAGGCGCUUGACGCCUUCCUCGAUACGUGUGGAGAUUGGAUAUUGGCUAACCGUCGCGAGCUGAGGGUGUGUGCUAUGGGACAGUCCAUGCAGGGCUUUGCAAAGUUGAAGUAUUAUAGAGAAGACCUUUUUACGGCGCUAGUCGCGGGAGUUCGCGAGAUGGCGAGCGACUUCAACUUGUCUCAGCUGUCUAUGGUCAUCAAUGCUAUGGCAAGGAGUCUUACGCAUGACUGGGACGCUGAGGAAGCGAUAUGUCUAAGGCUUGAGACUAUCUUGUCUGAGAUGAACGAGUCCGAGUUGCCCGAAGUAUCCAAUUUUAUUGCGGGAAUUCUCACUGCGUUCCUGAGAUUGGAAGCGGACUGCCACCAGACGUUGGAGGAGAGCAUAUUGCGGCAUCUACCUCGCUUUAUGCCUCUGUUGAGCAUGACUGAUAUCGUGCUCACAGUGCCGUCUCUGGCACGGCUGGUUCAAGUGGUCCCCCAUAAGGAGUUCCUAGAGGCAAUAUUCAAUGGCAGAUGCAGAGAGUAUAUCGCUAGCUAUGAGAAGGAAGGAUUGGGUGGGAUAAUGCUCACGGCACAGCGGCUUGGGUUUACAUAUGAUGUUGGGUGGUGGGAAGAAGCAGUUGAGCAAGCAAUUGCGAAGAUAAAUGGGGUCCAGUGGAAGGGUCUAACGACUGCAUCUGUGGUCUAUGCUGUCGCUAGACUGGGAGUGACAUCUGAGAACUCUAACGUUUCCACUGAAGUCCUCACACAAUUCAAGAGCAUGAGGAAGAGGCUUUUCGAGGGCGUCAGUUCAGCGCUGCCCAGGCAAAUCGUUGAUUGGCAUCCUAGGGCAGUGACGACGCUAUUAACGGCAUGUGUGAAGACAGAUCAUUGCGAUCCUGAGCUCGCACGAGCACUGUUUGAUCGGGCCCAUGCAACACUGCACCAGUACAACGCUAAAGAUAUAUCCCAGUUGAUUUCGGCGAUGGGAGUAUUCGAAGUGGCUCACGCAAAUCUCAUCCGCGCCAUAGAAGAGCGCUUUGAGACGAGAGCCUUGGUGAUGGACCCGGGCCUCGCAGCUGUGUUCCAGACGGCCUACUCGAGACUAGGUAGAGAGUGGGUGUUUCUGCAUCGAAGGAGGUGACAUGAGUUUC
This is a messenger RNA of Perkinsus marinus ATCC 50983, 1672 nucleotides long. RefSeq lists its product as hypothetical. Lineage: Eukaryota; Perkinsozoa; Perkinsida; Perkinsidae. The transcript has 10 exons. The coding region runs from base 1 to 1662 and encodes 553 amino acids. The record is from RefSeq and is a predicted model, not a curated record.